This is a messenger RNA of Musa acuminata AAA Group (dessert banana), 1685 nucleotides long. Its product is annotated as branched-chain amino acid aminotransferase 2, chloroplastic. NCBI's taxonomy places the organism in Eukaryota, Viridiplantae, Streptophyta, Magnoliopsida, Zingiberales, Musaceae. The transcript has 10 exons. Gene Ontology annotation, biological process: branched-chain amino acid metabolic process. The record is from RefSeq and is a predicted model, not a curated record. Gene Ontology annotation, molecular function: branched-chain-amino-acid:2-oxoglutarate transaminase activity. The coding region runs from base 306 to 1454 and encodes 382 amino acids.
UUUAUUUAUCUACCCUCCUCUCUGAUUCUGCGGAUCUCUCUUCCUCUAAUGUAUUAGUCGUAGGACUUGUCACCUAUGGUUUCGUCCCAAGUUUAUCACUCUUAACCCGUCCUCCUCCUUAUUUGCUGAUUUGUCUCCGGACGCUGUUAUUUGGGUACUUUCUUUCUGGCCUUUUCCAAAGAAAAUCUUCCCGAGUUUGAGGAGGCUCAAGGUAUCGGCAGCCAAUAAAACGAGCUUGUCUUCCUGCUUUUCUUGGAUCUUAAACGGAUCAAGACUGGGACGUUGUGUCUGAUUCAGAAGAAGCUAUGUCAGUGAGGCGAGCUCUCGUGCCUGCUUCGUCGAGCAUGCUUUACAGGCUUGCAGGCCGGCGAUCCUUUGCGUCGCGGUCCGCUUCAUCCUUGCAACAGGCAUGUCUUGACACCAUCAGGAGUGAUGAAGAAGAUGCUGAUAUUAACUGGGAUGACCUUGGGUUUGGUCUCGUACCGACCGACUACAUGUAUGUAAUGAGAUGUGGUCGAGAUGAGAAAUUCUCGUCCGGAGUGCUUAAUCGGUAUGGAAACAUUGAGUUGAGCCCAUCAUCAGGAGUCCUAAAUUAUGGGCAGGGUCUAUUUGAAGGUCUGAAAGCAUAUCGGAAAGUAGAUAAUGGUGGUUUCUUGCUCUUUAGGCCAGAAGAGAAUGCACGUCGAAUGCAAAUGGGUGCAGAGAGACUGUGCAUGCCAUCUCCAUCAGUUGAACAGUUCAUUCAUGCCAUCAAAGAGACAAUAUUUGCCAAUAAACGAUGGGUGCCUCCUCAAGGAAAAGGUUCACUCUAUAUCAGACCACUACUAAUAGGGAGUGGACCGGUGCUUGGUUUGGCUCCAGCACCAGAUUACAUGUUUCUAGUCUAUGCUGCUCCUGUGGGUACAUAUUUUAAGGAGGGUUUGGCUCCAAUCAAUCUAGUAAUAGACGAUAACACUCAUCGUGCCACUCCUGGUGGGACUGGUGGUGUGAAGACAAUUACCAAUUAUGCACCGGUUCUCAAGGCACAGACACAAGCUAAGGCUAAAGGAUUUACGGAUGUUUUAUAUCUUGAUUCUAUUAAGAAAAAAUAUUUGGAGGAGGCCUCUUCAUGCAAUUUGUUCAUUGUGAAGAAUGAUGUCAUUUCAACACCGGUUACUAUGGGAACCAUUUUACCAGGAAUCACCCGCAAAAGCAUCAUUGAAAUAGCUCGUGAUUAUGGAUACCAGGUGGAGGAACAGCUUGUCUCUGUCGAGGAUCUGAUGGAUGCUGAUGAAGUAUUUUGCACAGGAACCGCUGUGGUUGUUGCUCCAGUAGGCAGUAUUACUUAUCAAGGCCAAAGGUUUGAAUAUAAAACAGGAGCUGCAACUGUCACUCGAAAGCUAUAUGAUAUCCUCACCGCAAUUCAAAUGGGGCGGGCAGAAGACAAGAAAAGAUGGACGCUUGAAAUUGAUUGAUUGUCCCAAACUUUUUUGUAUACAUGCAUGAGAAUCGUGCGUGAGCAAAUUAUGAAUCUGAAAGGAAAGUGUUUUUAAACAUUGAUUAUGACCAUGUUGGGAGCUCACAGUCCCAACAUAUUAUGCAUCUAAUGGUUUGCCAUCAUAUGGUGAGGCAAGCGUAUCCUUUUAAUUAUUUGGUUUGCUAGAUCAUCUUUUCUUGUGGACAAAUAAACUUAGCGUUUAUCUUUA